Messenger RNA from Aspergillus puulaauensis, 516 nucleotides. RefSeq lists its product as uncharacterized. Lineage: Eukaryota; Fungi; Ascomycota; Eurotiomycetes; Eurotiales; Aspergillaceae. The transcript has 2 exons. The record is from RefSeq and is a predicted model, not a curated record. Bases 1 to 516 code for a protein of 171 amino acids.
AUGUCGAAAUUCCUGGAUAAAAUCAAGCAUGCCAUGGCUAGCAAUAAAUCAAAGUCCAAGAGCUCUAGUCGCGGGUCGGGCUCGUGGGAUUAUGGGGGUGAAUACGAUUCCAAUGUUCUCAGCCCAUCGAGUCAUGAACAGCAUCGUACCAACGACUAUGGAACGAGGUUUGGGAGCUAUGGGAUUAAGCCACGACCAGGCACCUAUGGCUCCGGUGACUAUGGCCCCAAUUCCCGUCUAGGGAGCUACGGUACUAAUACCAGUACUGGCUCCUAUUACAACGAAUACGACCCAGUCAGAAACGGUCGCGGCUAUGGCUCUGCAACCAAUGGUUAUGGCUACGGUUCUUCAUCAGCUGUCGGGGCAUACGGUGCUGACACCGAGGUUUCGGCAAGGCAGGGCUUUGGUGUUAGUGCGAGAGGAUCAGGGUAUCAGAACGGCGGUAUCUCCAGCUAUGAUUUGGAGGACAAGAUGGAAUCUGUACCUGCUUACGAUGAGCAACACCGUUGGCUGUGA